AUGUUAAGCAAAUGGUGAGAGAACAGUUGGUUGAGGGCAGCGGCGGUUUGCGUUUUACCUUGUUUGCGAUUUAUUGGCUCAAUAGUGAAAUUAUUGUUGUUCCCCCGUUUACCAUCGUAUCGCAGAAUUUAUCAGUUGUCCAGGGAUUGCAUGAAACUGCACAGUUUUCAAGUAAAUCCAGCUUAAACUAAGAACCGGCAAUUUUCAAUUAAGGAUUUAAUGUUCAGAGCAUUAUAAUGGCGUGGAGAUUCAAAGCAUCAAAAUACAAAAAUGCUGCACCCAUUGUACCAAAGCCUGAGACAUAUGUUAGAGAUGUAUGUGUUGGAUCAUAUCAAACAUAUGGCAACAACAUUGCUGCCUCUGCGAAAUUCAUGGCCUUCAAUUGGGAUCAUGCUGGCUCCAGUUUAGCAGUGCUGCCCAUCGAUGAUUCAGGAAGAAAAUCCAAGCUGAUGCCUUUGCUGCAUGCCCAUUCCGACACUGUGACGGACAUGGAUUUUUCACCAUUCCACGACGGACUGCUGGCGACCGGCUCGCAAGACUGCCUAGUGAAAAUUUGGCACAUUCCAGAGGAGGGUCUGCAGGAAUCAUUGUCGAAUUGCGAAUGCACGUUCUCGCACAAGCAGCGGCGAGUGGAGACGGUCGGAUUCCAUCCGACCUCGAACUUCCUUUUGCAUUCGACGUCGUUCACAACAUUGACGCUGUGGGAUUUGGUUUCGCAGCAGGAGCUUUUCUCCAAUACCGAUCAUUCCGAUGUCAUACAAUCGGUUAGUUGGAAGAAGGAUGGCGCUCUUUUGGCUACCUCAAGCAAAGAUAAGCAAGUGAGGAUAAUAGAUCCCCGAGUCGAGAACUCGUGUAUAAGCACCGCGAACAGCCAUCAGAGCAUAAAGGAUUCGAGAAUAGUCUGGCUGGGCGAUAGCAAUAGGAUUUUGACGACCGGAUUCGAUUCGCAGAGGUUGCGACAGAUCAUCAUCAGGGACGUCAGAAAUCUCACCGAAACCGAGAAAACACUUGAAUUGGAUUGCUCUACUGGUAUAUUGAUACCGCUGUACGAUGCUGACACUGGAAUGCUUUUCCUGGCAGGAAAAGGCGAUACAACAAUUGGAUAUAUGGAAGUAACGGAUAAAGAACCGUACUUAAUCGAGGGCAUUCGACAUUCGGGAGAACAAACGAAAGGUGCAUGUUUGAUUCCAAAGCGUGCUCUCAACGUGAUGCAGGGUGAGGUGAAUCGCAUUAUGCAACUAACAAGCAAUUCCGUGAUUCCAAUCACAUAUCAAGUUCCUAGAAAAACUUACAGGGAAUAUCACGCUGACCUAUAUCCAGAUACCAGCGGAUAUAGCACGGAACUAACCGCGGAGCAAUGGUAUCAAGGAAAAAAUAUUCCAGUUCCAAAGAUUAGCCUUGACCCGGCUAAGCGCAAGAACGGCGACGAACCUAUAGUGGUUCAUAAAGGCAACCUGCAGCUUUUGAUACAAGAAUGUAAAACUGAAAAAACGUCGGAAAAAACGCCGAAGGCCAACGACGCUCAGUUACAGCAAGCGAAUAAAAACGAAUCGAACAAUCCAGUAAAGGAAAAGGUCAAAGAUAUUGAAAAAGAAAAGGUAUUUAACGCUAACAUACUGCUUAAAAAUAAUACGGAAAACAUUAACGGCCAGUCGAAGCGGCAAGAGGCAGCGGAAAUUUUGCCCCCGAAACCUUUACCGAGAACUUCGCGUACUGGUUCCAUAUGCGAACUCGAGGAACCAAUACCUAAACCUGUAGCGAGACCGCGUACUAACAGUUGCGCUCCGAUUGUCACUUCGGUUAAUCCUAACAUGCCCAUCUCCGGGGGAUAUAAGCCACGUCUUGGACCAAAACCAUUCACAGCUCCAAAAUUCACGGAAAGUGAAAGCUUCGAUAAAAUUUUCUCGGUGCCAGCUGCGCCUGGCUCAAACGGUAUACACGAGGAGACCAGUUCCGAAAUUGAGAACGUGGAAAAUGAACAACAAGCAGCCUUGUCAGAAGAACCAAAAGACGUCUCCGAUAAACCGAAAACACCUAGCACUGCGGAACGUAGGAAGCUCUUCGAAAGCGGUUCUAAGGACAACGACGAUGACAGUUUGGAUAAUGAACUCGCUGGUAAUUUCGAAAGGACCAAAAGUAUAGCGGAACGUCGUAAAAUUUACGAAAGAUCGCAAUCGAAUCAGGAGACUAGCGGAAAUGUACCCGAGAAAAGCGAGGGAAGUCCGAUUAUGAUGAGAAGGAAGGAUUCUUUUAAGAACAGAAAAAAUACGGAAUCUUUGAAGGAAGAUAAUCGAAAAAGUGCCCCGAUUACCAAGCAACAGAGCUUGGAACCAAUUGCUGCCAAGAAGGUUGAAAAUCCACCAGCACCAAAGAGAACGUCAACAGUGUUUGGACGUGUAUCUAAAUUCAGGCAUUUGAAGGGAACUCCGGCUCACAAGUCUAUGCAUAUAGAAAAUAUAAGGAAUUUAAGUAGACAGAUCCCUGGAGAGUGUGAUGGUUUUCAUGCGAAUCCGGAGAGAGUUGCUGUGCCGUUGAGUGGACCCGGCGGUAAAAUUGCUAUCUUCGAGUUGAAAAAAACUGGUCGCUUGCCAGAUGGCGUUAUACCGGCUUUGGUGCACGGUAACAAUAUCAUGGAUUUCCAGUGGGAUCCCUUUGAAAACAGGCGUCUGGCUGUAGCCUGCGACGAUGGUGUCGUCAAACUGUGGAUGAUACCGGAAAAUGGAUUGGUUGAGCCAACAAACGAGGCUGAGAGCGAGUUCAACGCGCAUCUCGAUAAAAUCUACUUCAUUAAAUUCCAUCCCACUGCUAAAGAUGUGUUGGCUACGGGAUCUUUUGAUAUGACCAUAAAAAUAUGGGAUUUAAGUACUUUAACUGAAAAGUACGUUUUGAGGGAUCAUGUGGAUCAGAUGUUUAGCUUUGCAUGGUCGCCAUGCGGUUCGUUCUGCUCGACUGUGAGCAAAGACGGUAAGAUAAGAGUAUACAAACCCAGAAACAGUGAAACUCCCGUCAGAGAAGGGAAAGGGCCGGUCGGCAAUCGGGGUGCUCGUAUAAUCUGGGCUCUCGAUGGGAAUUUCAUUGUUGUAAUGGGUUUUGAUAAAGUUUCUGAAAGGCAGAUUAUGGUUUUCAACGCAAACGAUUUGAACAAUCCUUUGAACACUAUUGGAUUGGACGUAUCUCCAGCUAUAUUAAUACCAUCUUACGAUGAAGAUAGUUCCACGUUGUUUUUAACCGGAAAGGGUGAUUCCACUAUUUACGCCUUUGAAAUUACCGAAGAAACACCAUACAUUUGUCAUUUGAGCCAUCAUCGUUCCAACAAUUUACACCAAGGCUUAUCAUUUUUACCUAAAAAUGUUUGCGACGUUUCCGUUGUUGAAUUCGCGAAAGCCUUAAGACUAACAAAUAAUUCGAUUGAACCUUUAUCGUUUACUGUUCCGCGUAUCAAGACGGACCUGUUUCAAGAUGAUUUGUUCCCACCAACAAGAAUAACAUGGAAGCCCACUGUCACAAGUGCCGAAUGGUUCUCUGGCAAAGACAAGGCUGUUCAGAGAAUAAGUUUGAAACCAGAAGGGAUGGAUUUAUUAUCCGAGUCUCAGGGACAACCGAACUCCACUUCGGAAAAGACAAUAAAUAAAUUAGCAAAUCAAACUCAGAACAGUGGUUAUCAGCCUUACAAUAGAUUAGGCUGGAAUGCUGACAUGUCUGGGCAAACUAAAACCAAACAGGACGAGAUUUCAAAAUCUGUAAGUAGUCGUUUGGAGGUAAAUUUGAAACUGGAACAAGACGAUAUGGAAGGUGUAGAUGAGAAUGAAUGGGACGACAAACGCAAAUUUGUGGGACGAAGAAUGCAGUAUACUACAAAAUCAAAGUAAAUUAUCAACAUAUAAUUAAAUUACAGUGGAACCUCGCA
Molecule: messenger RNA, 3907 nt
Organism: Nicrophorus vespilloides
Lineage: Eukaryota; Metazoa; Arthropoda; Insecta; Coleoptera; Silphidae
Product: coronin-7
Exons: 13
Coding region: 237-3869 (1210 amino acids)
Molecular function (GO): protein binding
Source: RefSeq, a predicted model, not a curated record